This is a messenger RNA of Aspergillus uvarum CBS 121591, 948 nucleotides long. RefSeq names its product NAD(P)-dependent oxidoreductase. Lineage: Eukaryota; Fungi; Ascomycota; Eurotiomycetes; Eurotiales; Aspergillaceae. Bases 1 to 948 code for a protein of 315 amino acids. The transcript has 5 exons. The record is from RefSeq and is a predicted model, not a curated record. Gene Ontology annotation, molecular function: NADP binding; oxidoreductase activity, acting on the CH-OH group of donors, NAD or NADP as acceptor; NAD binding.
AUGGGCUCCCGAAUGGCCUUUAUUGGUCUGGGAGAGAUGGGCAAAGCAAUGACUCGCAACCUUCACCGCGAUGGAAAUCUAACCAGCCCCUUGACCCUCUGGAAUCGGACCCAGAGCACCGCGGACGCCCACAGCGCUGACCUCGGAGACUGCAAAGUGGCCGAAACCGUGCAGGAGGCGGUCGAGAACUCCGACAUCAUCUGGUCCUGCCUGCAGGACCAGUCCGCGGUGGAGCAGGUCUUCGACAAUAUCUUCGCGGCCGACGUCAACAUCACCGGCAAACUGUUCGUCGACAGCUCAACCAUCGCUCCGGAAUGGUCAAAUGCCACAGCCAAACGGGUCAUCGAAGCCGGGGGGGAGUUUGUCUCGAUGCCAGUCAUGGGCGAGCCUGUGGUAGCAGCAGCCAAGAAACUCAUCUGCAUCCCAAGCGGGAAGCCCGAAUCGGUUGACCGAAUCCGACCAUAUUUGGAGGGCGUGGUGUGUCGGGCGAUCGUCGAUCUGAGCGGAGAAGAGCCGGGCACUUCGUCCCUGCUGAAGCUGAUGGGCAACUUCCUGAUCAUGACGACGAUGGAGACGGUGGCGGAGGUCAAUGUCUUUGCCGACAAGUCGGGAAUCGGCACCAAGAACAUGAACAAGCUGAUGGGCGCCAUGUUCCCCAACCCGCCGCAUGCCAUCUACAACCACCGCAUGCUGACGGGAGAGUACUACGAAGGCACACCCAUCGUCGAAGUAUACAAGGCAUUGGCCCUCACAGGCCAGGUGCUGGAUAUGGCCAAAUCGUGCGGCGCCUCCGUCCCCAUCUACGAGGUUGCCCGGGAGCACCUGAAGCUAGUGCAGGAGCACGAAGGCCCCAAGGCCGAUAUCACGGGGAUUUAUGGCGCUGUCCGGGUGAAGAGUGGACUGCCCUAUCGGAAUGGCGCCGCGGAGGGGAGCAGCCAUGAGAAUUAA